Molecule: messenger RNA, 576 nt
Organism: Bursaphelenchus xylophilus (pine wood nematode)
Lineage: Eukaryota; Metazoa; Nematoda; Chromadorea; Rhabditida; Aphelenchoididae
Source: the annotation of a GenBank genome assembly
AUGGUCGACGAGCAAGUUUUAGAGGCAGUGAAUCAGAUUGGGUUCUUCGGCGAGACUCAAACGAUUGCCACUUACAAAUGUAAAGCUUCAGUUUCUCAAUAUUCAUUUUCUCUUCUUUAGUAUUUAAUCAUCUGACAAGUUCUUGGGCAAAAGUAAUUGAUGAAGUGGCCAUACCAGCAAUUGUUGAGUUACGGCCCAUGAUAGGUGAUGAAGAAAAGAGCUUGUUGAAAGAGAAGCUUCUCCCUUCUAUUAUCCAACAUGGCAAAAUUUAUCAAAUUCUUUAUAAAUCCGAGGUAUGUUGAUCAAAGUGUUUUUACUUUUUUCUUUUAGAGUUCUUUUAAGCAUGCUAUGAAGCUGCCUGCAGGUCUUGUAAUUCCGGGUGAGGAAGAGAACAACCGUUUGAACGAGAACAAUACACCCGAAGAGGAAGAAAUGCUCGACGAAAUCAGUGAACUCAUGGCACAAGUGGUUCGAGUAAGUCUUGCAUACUUUUUUUUUUUAAAAUUUUAGUUGAGAAUCGAGAAGAAACUGUUGAAUGAAUUGAAGGAUGGAAAUGAAUGGUUUAUGGAUCAAUAA